GAUGGACGACAGAAAUGUCUGUCCUCUGCGGCUGGCGAAUUCAGAAGCUCUAAAUAACACUACUAGUUUCCCUAACCCGGCUUCUGUGAUAGAUCCUGACAAAGUAAUAAACAAUAAACUAGAUAGUUCCAAGGUUGAAGGAGACGAGGAAGAAGAGGAGCUACUAAAGGGCCUCCUCAAUGCCGACUACUGCCAUGUGUGUGAGGCUGUGCUGCUAUUUGAAUCUCAGCGACUGUCCCACUACGAGGGCAAGAAACAUGCUCAGAAACUCAAGGUGUACCUGCAGUCCAAGAGAGCUGCGAGGUUAAACAAAGAGCCGACAGUUCCCCAGCGGACCAUGCCUACGGAUAAGGACCGUUUUUGUAAGCUGUGUAACAUGGUGUUUAGUUCCCACUUGUCGGCAACAUCGCACUAUGAAGGAAAAAUCCAUGCAAAAAAUCUCCGAAAACAAGGUCUCCAGCCCCCAGGAAAUUUCUUGCACAAGUACACAGACGUGUGUACUUUACCACGGCUGACUGACAAUGCUGAAAAUGCUGAUCACAAGUCCCCCCCAGAGGGGGCUGUGGAGCAUCAUGAGGCCCCGGCAGCCACGACAACUACCCCCAGAACAGUGGUUGAUCUGAAGGACCCGAACAGGUACUGCCCUCUGUGUGAUGCUUCCCUCAACAACCCUCAAAUGGCUCUGCAGCACUACAAUGGACGCAAACACCAGAGAAAUCAGGCCAAACAGGAGCUGAUCAAAGAGCUGGGAGACGAUGUCCAACAAGCCAACUCCCUGAGGUGUCAGACGUGUAAUCUGCAGUUUAACUCUUUGGAGCUGUAUCAGGCACACGUUCAUGGAAACAAGCACCAGUUUAGGGGGAAGAAGGUCACCGACCUGUGCAAAUCCCAACAGAAAGUCCACGGCACGUUUGCAGAUGAGCUGGCGGAUUACAUUCAGGCUCAGAGAGCUCGUGGAAUUACUCCCAAGUCAGGUCAAGUCCAACCUCAGGGUGACACACAAAUGGAGGAUGAGGAAGAAGAAGAGGGAGUAAAAGUUGUGAUUGAUAAGAGACAUAUCAUAGAACUAAAUAAACCUACGCCCAGCCUUACUACCACCUCUGACCCUCGUCAUUACCGCCCUUGUAGUUACUACCCAGCUGAAGGGUGGCAUCCUCCAAAUCAGGGCCCUCCCUGGCCUCCUCACAGCUGGGACUACAACUUCCCUCCUCCAGUCCUCCCAGGCUCUCCACAGUUAAACAGGCCCAUGAAAAGAAGGAGACGAGGAAAGCAGUCCAGCUCCUCCUCGUCAUCUUCCUCUUCCUCCUAUUCCUCUUCUGAUAGCAGCAGCAUGAGUGACAGUGAUGACAGCAAAUACAAGCGGAGAGAAAAACGGAGGAUUAGAAGAUCCAAGAAGGAGAGAGGGCGGAGAGCAAGAGAUGAGGAGUUUGACAAAGAGGAGAGGCACGGAAAAUCGCAGAGGAAGGAACGAGAGGAUGAUAAAUUUAUAAGAAAACAGGAGGAAUCUGGAGAGUUGGAGCAAGAGAGGAGGGGAAAAAAGCUAAAGAAACAUGGCAAGAGGAGACGAAAAGACAAAAAAAACCUGGAUGUGAACUGCGAGGGGGAGGGAGGAGAUGGGGCGGUGGACAAUGUAAAGCCAGAAGAGAUGGACAAUACAAAAUACACAAGAAUGCAUAUUCAGGGUGAAAUUAAUGUUGAAGAGGAGGAGGGGGAGCAGGAUGAAUCCGCCACACCCAAAUACAGGAAAGAGAAGAAGAAAACAAAAGAGAGAGCAGACACUAGGACGGAAGAGGAGAAGCUGUGGGAUGUCUCCAUCUUGGGCUGACAGAGCAGGAUUUUUAACAUGUAUAAAUGCAUUUAUUAAACUCAUGUUGACAAAGCAAAUGUCACCAUCGGCAGGGAAAGUGUUCUCCAUAGCUUUGUUAACUCAUACACAAAACAUAAUUGUUAUGUCAUUGUGUUUGGAGGGUUUCCAUAACACAUAGCUCAGCUGUGAUAACUUUAUUUUUUCACUAUGACACUUAUUAAUAUAUUUCAGUAAAUUAAUGUGCACAGUCAACCUCAGAUAAUGGCUGUCAUGUUUAUGAACUCUUAUUUUCUUGCCAAUUUUUUAGAAUCAUCAAUCAGUCAUCUUGACCUAUUGAUUAGCAUUUCAUUAGUUUAUGCUAUGUACUGUAUGUGUAUCCGCUCCUUGCAAGGCUGCGUUUGCUUGUGUUCCCUCUAACAGUCUGCGGUUGGCGCUGUUGAGCUUCAACGCAGCAGUAAAGCAAAUAGAAGCCCACAGAUGUUGGAAGUUCAAGUCAUUUCAUUUCUUGUGCGGUAAUGUCUGCUUGCACUUCAGAAAGACACAAACAAGGCUAACUGAAUAUAAUGUUAACGAUUUGAUACAACAGGCCUUGAGCACUUUGUACGUUCACUGCAACACCACAACACUGUAAACAAACAGGAGGGUGUGGAGGCAUUGCCCCAGUCUACAGUGCAUUCUGUGUGCAUGUGUGACACCCCCAUUGCACAUGUAAAUAGCACAUAAAGUGUUUGGGGUCAGACAGGUGCAAUAGUUCAAAUGAGGACAGCUCUUUACAAACUUCAGAAUUCAUGUUCAGGUGCAAUAUCUGAUGAACUGAAACAGUUUACAAUAGUUAAAGGUGCCUGAAAAGAGACACGAUUAUUUACGUUUAUCCACAUUUUUUGCUAAAGACUUUUCAAGGAACAAUUCUGAAGGCAUUAUGGACUUUAACAAGACUUCACACUGAACUGGUGUCACACUACUCUAAAUGCAGGUGCCAUGAGAAGCUGUCGGUACAUGCUCUUAACAGGCCAUGAGAUUAACAGGUCAGUUUCAGUAUAAGGGCUAUUUUGCAUUGUGUCAGGAGCGUUGGAACAGAUAGGUGCACAGUAUU
This is a messenger RNA of Limanda limanda (common dab), 2900 nucleotides long. It is a transcript of the gene zmat1, whose product is annotated as zinc finger matrin-type 1. The transcript has 7 exons. Gene Ontology annotation, molecular function: zinc ion binding; nucleic acid binding. Gene Ontology annotation, cellular component: nucleus. The record is from RefSeq and is a predicted model, not a curated record. Bases 2 to 1825 code for a protein of 607 amino acids. NCBI's taxonomy places the organism in Eukaryota, Metazoa, Chordata, Actinopteri, Pleuronectiformes, Pleuronectidae.